Messenger RNA from Cetraspora pellucida, 1689 nucleotides. NCBI's taxonomy places the organism in Eukaryota, Fungi, Glomeromycota, Glomeromycetes, Diversisporales, Gigasporaceae. The record is from the annotation of a GenBank genome assembly.
AUGAUAACAGUUGCAGGAAACUUAACCAGCAUUGCACCAUUAAUUGCAAAGAUUCCAAAUUAUAGCGCCUUUAAUAAUGCACUUCGAGCAAAUAUUUUAAAAAGUAAGAUGGCUAGAAAAUAUACAAAUAUACCUGCACAAUACCUCACAGGUACAAAUAUUGAUACUUCAGCUCAUUUUAUUGUUGCUAAUGGUGAUGCCAAUAUCUUAGGACUUUUUAAGAGUUAUUUAUCAAGAGAGCAUUAUACUUGGAUGAAAAUCACUAACCUUGGUGGCUCUAUUCCUAACCAAAUUUCUCAAACUUCCACUGUUAAUAUACAAAAUAAAUCACAUUCUGAUAGUAAUAGUAUAUCUCAAGCUGAACUAAAUACUUUACAGUCUCAGCAAAAGCAACUCGAUUUUAGUAACUAUCUUAGAGUACCAAAUAAAUAUAUGCCAGAAAGACCAUCAGAUGAGUAUGGUGUAAAUUCUGAAAAAUUUAUUCAUUGUGAUCUUAUAAACCCAACUUCUUCAGCCAGCCAAAUUAUAGAAUCUUUAGCUAAUAAUCUUUAUAAAAAAGUGUCAAAUAUGUUUUCGGCAAAGACAGUGCAAUCAAAGAAAAAUAUUGAAGUGGACUCUGACGAAGAACUGGCUGAUCGUAUAGGUAAGUUAUCAAUAAAUAAGACUUUGUUAAAAGGUUUUGAGGCAGAAGUUCAUGCUGUUAUUAAAUCAUCCAAACACUGUUGUUCAAAUUGUAAUAGAACUAAACACAAUUCUCAACCUAAGUCUCACAAGAAGAGUAAGAGUAAGCAAACAGUUUUAGAACAAACUAUUCAUAAAAUUAUCCAAAGUGAACUUAAAGAUAUUUUACUUUUAUUAUUGCAGAAGCUCAAUUUUAAUAAUGAAAAAUUAUACCAUAUUCAAGAUAAUAUUUAUCGAGAACCAGCUCCAGAGAUAUCUAAUUCAGAUGAAGAUGAGACUUUGGAUGACCCUAUGGAAAUUGAUUUUUAUUUAAAAAUCUCAACAAUGAUACUUGAUAGUAGAGCUGAAACUGAGAUUGUAACAGAAGAUAUUGUUAAGCAUAUAAAUAGAAAAAUUGAUAGAUCUGUAAAGUAUGACCUUAGUGGUAUUGCUACUAUUCCAAUUGAGUCUAUUGAUGGCUCACAUAAUGAGGAUACUAUUACAUCUAAGCCUUUGAUAUCUGAUCAAAUUUUACAGAAAGUAGAUAGUAAUAAGGAUGACAGUAUACUAUUAGAGGAAUGGCAUGCUCCUGCAGUUAUUAAUGAGCAUAAGCAAAUACAAAAUAAAAAUACUAAUCUUAUUUCUCAUAAUGCACAAAAGGAUAUUUUUAUUGUUAAAUCCAAGGCUGAGAAUAUUAUGAAAUCCAAGAAAAUUAAAUCACUUGAGUUUAUGAUCAAGAUAUUGAAAAAUAAGUUGUCUUCAGUUCAGAAAGAUGUAAUUUUAAUUCAAAAUAACUUAUUGAAAAAAGAAUCCAAGAUUUUAUCUCUCAAGUCUAAAAUAGUUGAAAUAGAACAUAAGUUAGCUUUGAAAGUCAGUGAACUUGAGUGUCUAAAAUCGGAAGCUAUAUUAAACUCCAUACUUGGUAGAAACAAUGAAAAAAAUAUAACUAAGUCUAAUGAUAUAUCUGCAGUUAUUGAACUUAGCAAAAAUCUUAGACAAUAUUUUGUAUGCAGAAAAAGUAUGAAUUAA